GUGCUCCUGGGGACUCUCUCUUGUCGCAGACAUCACAAUAUCAAGAAACGCCAUCGAACGAAACCAGAGAAAAGUAGCAGCAGAAGAACGAAAGAUCCUUAGCCCUCGAGUGAAGAAGAAGAAGAAGAAGAAGAAACCAUUAUAAUAAUGGAGGUUCUCAAAGAAGGAGGCAACGAGAUCAACGGCGUCGCCGCGGACCAUGACCAAGACGCCGGCGACGGAAUGCAGUGCGCCGACCACCCCUUCCGCGGCAACCUCGGCGGGAUCUGCGCCUUCUGCCUCCAAGAGAAGCUCGGCAAGCUCGUCUCCUCCUCCUUCCCCACCCCCCUUCCCCGCCCUUCCUCCUCCUCCUCCGCCGCCUCCUCUUCUCCCUUCAGAUCCGGUGCCGCCCCCCGCGGCUACCCUGCCGCGUUCGCCCCCGCCCCCGCCGCCUCGUCCUCCGUCUCCGUAGACCCGGCCGUUUCCCUCCCCUCCAACCGCAUCGACGGCAGCGGCGGCGGAGGCGGAGGCGACGUCUACCGCGCCCGGAGGGCUGCGAGGAUCGUGCCCUUCCUCUUGGCCAAGAACAAGAGCAGGAAGAAGAAGAAAGCCGCCGCCGGGGCCGCGACGGAGGCGGAGAUGAUCUCAUUUAAGCGGAGCAAGUCCACGGCGACCCCGAGGCGGGGCGGCGGGCGGUUCCUGGACGAGGAGGCGGGCAACAACGAAUUUAGCCCUCGGCGGCGAGGUGGGUUCUGGUCUUUCCUAUAUCUUUCGUCUUACUCUACUGCUUCUGGUUCUGGCUCUGGCUCUGGCAGUGCGGUCGCGAGGAGAGACUCGAAGUCACACUCGCAAUCGCAUUUCACGUCCAAUGCAAUGAACGGGCCCGUAGUCGUCGAAGAUGGCAACGGCGACAAUGCGGGCUCCAGUUCUGCGUCGGCGGCGACCUCGUUCGAGAGGAAAGUCUCGAGAUCCAGAUCCGUCGGUUGUGGGAGCAGGAGCUUCUCGGGCGACUUCUUCGAGCGGAUCUCAACCGGGUUCGGGGACUGCACUCUCAGGAGGGUCGAGUCCCAGCGCGAGGCCGCCGGCGGCGGUCGCGGCCACGGCCACGGCCACGGCCAUCAGAAGCCCAGAAUCUCCGCCGCUCACGGCGGCGAGAGGGUGAGGUGCGGCGGGAUCUUCGGCGGGUUCGCGGCGAUGGCCUCGUCGUCGUCGUCGUCGUCUUCCUCGUCGCACUGGGUGUCGGCGGCAGGUUGUGCGGCCGAUCAAGAGACGGCCCACAACAGCAGCAGGUCGUCGGCGGCGGCCGCCGUUCAGGGAGGGGCGAGGGGUCACAAGAGCUGGGGAUGGGCGUUCGCGAGCCCCAUGAGAGCUUUCGGGAGGCCUGCGAAUUCCAAGGACUGGAAGAGAGAGAGGAGCGUCGUGGCUACUGGAAGCAGCAAUAAAAACGCCACGGCAAGCCCCAGUUUGGCCGCGAUUCCUUCACUUUUGACCGCGAGAGGCUGAUGAAAAAGACUACAGGGAGACCGUUUGAAUCUC
Messenger RNA from Rhodamnia argentea, 1515 nucleotides. RefSeq lists its product as uncharacterized. The record is from RefSeq and is a predicted model, not a curated record. Bases 148 to 1482 code for a protein of 444 amino acids. NCBI's taxonomy places the organism in Eukaryota, Viridiplantae, Streptophyta, Magnoliopsida, Myrtales, Myrtaceae. The transcript has a single exon.